Messenger RNA from Cornus florida, 1545 nucleotides. Its product is annotated as RHOMBOID-like protein 2. The coding region runs from base 244 to 1212 and encodes 322 amino acids. Gene Ontology annotation, cellular component: membrane. The transcript has 5 exons. The record is from RefSeq and is a predicted model, not a curated record. Lineage: Eukaryota; Viridiplantae; Streptophyta; Magnoliopsida; Cornales; Cornaceae. Gene Ontology annotation, molecular function: serine-type endopeptidase activity. Gene Ontology annotation, biological process: proteolysis.
AUUGGGUGUUGAUGCAAAAGGAACCAACUGCUCUGUUUCUCUCUCUAAACGCGUUCCGUUCCACGUUUCUCUCUCAUCACCCCUCCCAUCUUCUUCACCACUUAAACCCUUCACUAACUCCACUCAUUAAUCUUCUCAACCCUUCUUUUACAAACCUUUGUUUAGAGAGAGAGACAUCGAUAGAUAUAUAUAUAUAUAUAUAUAGAGAGAGAGAGAGAGAGAAAAAAAAGAAGAAGGUAAAACAUGCCGGUGGAUGAUUUGGAGAGCAGGGGAGCGAAAAACAGAGGGCACAAUGACCCAUCCUCGCACGCGGUCGAGGAAAGAGAGACCCAAUGGGUUCCUUGGUUGAUUCCUGUGUUUGUGGUGGCCAACGUUUCUAUGUUUCUUCUUGUCAUGUACGUCAACAAUUGUCCCAAAAAGAACCUGGGCACCGAAGGCAAGUGUGUGGCAAGGUUUCUGGGAAGAUUUUCGUUUCAACCCUUGAAAGACAAUCCUCUUUUUGGUCCUUCUUCGUCGACAUUACAGAAGUUGGGAGCUCUUGAGUGGACCAAAGUGGUGGAUAAACAUCAAGGAUGGAGGCUUAUCAGUUGUAUCUGGCUACAUGCUGGUGUUAUUCAUCUGGUUGCAAACAUGUUGAGCCUUGUUUUCAUUGGCAUUCGCCUUGAACAGCAGUUUGGCUUUGCGCGUAUUGGAAUUAUCUACUUGUUAUCCGGAUUUGGUGGGAGCAUACUUUCCUCCCUAUUUAUUCAAAAGAGCAUCUCAGUUGGUGCUUCCGGUGCUCUUUUUGGACUUCUUGGAGCAAUGCUUUCAGAACUUAUCACGAAUUGGACAAUCUAUACCAACAAGGCUGCAGCACUGUUAACACUUCUGGUCAUUGUUGUCAUUAACCUAGCUGUUGGAAUUCUGCCACAUGUUGAUAAUUUUGCCCACAUUGGUGGAUUCUUGACUGGGUUUCUCCUUGGUUUUGUUUUGAUGGCCCGUCCCCAGUAUGGGUGGAUAGAGCAUCGGAAUCUUCCAGCUGAUUCUCAGAGUAAAAAAAAAUACAAGACUUACCAGUAUGUGUUGUGGUUGGUUUCUCUGAUUCUGCUGAUUGCAGGGUUUGCGGUAGGAUUAGUGAUGCUGUUUCGAGGAGAGAAUGCAAAUGAUCAUUGCCACUGGUGUCACUACCUGAGCUGUGUUCGGACGUCAAAAUGGAAGUGUGAUGGAACUUGACACUUUUAAGAUGGGCAUGUCUUUAUAAGCUUACUUAUUUUUGCACAGAUAAAUGCUUAGGGCCUGUUUGGCAUUCGAUAUGUUUUAGGCGUUAUGUUUUUGAUCAAUUUUAAAACAACUGUUUUGUUAUAGGAGUGUUUUGGGUAGAACCAAAUUUGAAGACCAAUAUAAAACAAACAAUAUCAUAACACAUUCCAAAUAAACCCUUAGCUUAGAAACAGUUUGGUUUCUUCACUUUGUGAUUUGUUCUUCGGGAGUUCUCAGUGUUUGUGUAAUUUAUUUUUAAAUUUGAUAUUUUGUACAUAUCAAAUAGAAAGGCAUUCUGCUGAUCAA